Sclerotinia borealis F-4128 is the source of this 3507-nucleotide messenger RNA. The record is from the annotation of a GenBank genome assembly. Lineage: Eukaryota; Fungi; Ascomycota; Leotiomycetes; Helotiales; Sclerotiniaceae.
AUGAAGACCAUUCCCAGUCUUGUCGCUUCAAGUACCGUUGGUGUUGCAGCUGCUGGCCUGGCAUUGGGACGACCAGACCAUUCGACUCCCUCUCGCACUUCUUCUUCCAAGAAAAGGAAACCAAGAGACAUUAUUACAGAUGUGGAAAAUUCUUCUAAUUUAGGAACACCCUCUACCAUCUCACGACCUCCUACGAGUUCUACCAUGGCCACUCCAGAAAGUCGCAAUACUCUUGAUGCGACGGGUUCUUCAUCUGCCCCCCAGACCUUAACAGCAUUCCUUCGACGUCCCUCAAAUGCAAGACUCGAUUCCCCAACAACAUCGCAAAACGGCGCUUCGCGAAGAUGGUCACUCCUUAGAUCUGGUGAUGGGUAUAACGAUAAUUCCGGGGAGGAAGUUGUUAGGGAUUCUGUUUCAUCUCGUGGUUCCUGGAUGCGGAAACUAUCAAUACCAUUAUCGGGAAAUAGCAGUCCUAGAUCAAGUAUGGCACCCGAAUCGCCUUCUCUUACAUUCUCCCUUGGUUCCGCGACACCCAUACUGUCAUCCCCUCGGGACAGCCCGACACAAUUACCCCCAAACAAACUGGUAAAGAGGCAAACACCGGAGAGAAAUCGUAGUGGGACAGUUUCGAGUGGAUCAAAAUCGCAGGUACCAACCUUACGGAGACCAGCUACCAGUCAUCAACGUUCGGUAACGCUGCAGCAGCGAUUCAUUGAAGAUUCUCCAGGUACGAAAACACAAGUGCGUCCCACCGCCCCAAGGCGGUCAACAGUAUCCACACAAGCUACACCAUUGAGGAAAUUUAGUGAAUCACCUCGCAGCUCAUGGCGUAUGUAUUUUAACCCCCGACCAACCAAAGUAGCUAAAGAACGAUCCGGCGGAAAAUCAACGGAUGAGAAUGCGCAUAACUUUCAUUGGAUCUCAAAACGGGUUAUGCCAGAUCAUACAGUCAGACCGACUUUGGUAAAACCAUAUCUAAUAACCGUUUCAAUUCAAGAAAUGGAAGGAUAUUACGACGAAGAAGGAGUUCCUUGUGAUGGCCCAAUUGACGAAAGUACAGUGGAAGAAUCCCCAAGCUCACCUUUGGAAGAAGAUAACCCCGAAGAUCACAAGCCUCCCAGACGAUCACUCUCCAUGCACUUCAGCUCACCUACCACAUGGAUAUCUAGGACAGGAAGCUUGAGAAAUAAAAAACGAAGUUCGCAAUCCACACAGGGUGGCAGGCGCCAUGUGUCUGCACCUCUACCGUCGAAUACAGGAAGGGUUUCUAUUUCUGCAAAUGGUGCUACUCCACAUCGCCCUCGGCCAGUUAUGGAUCAAAUGAUUUUUCAGAGAGAUCCUCGCUCUCCAAUUGAAGACUUCUCUCCCGUGUCACCAACGGAUCCUUUUGCACCUUUCAAUUAUGCUCCUCGAAGGAAUACAUCGUCGCCAUUACCACCUCUCAACCGACUAUCAUCGUUUAACCUAGAUCUAGCUCGUUUGGGCAUGUCGUCAUCCUCAUCGUCAGCCCCACUACGAAGUCCUAGUUCACCCCUACCAAUGUCUAGUACUGCUGCAACUUCUUUCUCUUCUACAGUUCCUUUCUCAACAAAUUCUUCAUCGUCAUAUUAUGGCACCUUGAGUUCGAAACAUGGCAUGUCAGAAGUGGGAGAUAGAGCUUCGACUUUGAUUGGUUCAGACAAUGAGAUGAGAGGAUUUGCAUCAGGUGAAGAUGAAGAUAUGGAUUUUCAAAGUGAGACAGUGUAUGACUCACUUCGGUCCGGAGCCACAAGCAGUUUGCGAUCCCAAAAUACGCCCCUGGACUCAAUGUUCGACGAGUCUCCUCCAAACGUCGCAAAUGUCAACGGACAUGCGAAAGCCAAAAGACAUUCAAUUCACGAGCUCAUGGCUAAUGGAGCCUUUGGCGAAAUUGAACAUCGUAUUAUCGAAGAAGAUGAAGGUCAAGCAACACCAGUGAAGAUCACAAAAGUUCCUUCCGAGCUGGUUAUCAAUAAGUCGGCACAUCAUAUAAAUGCACAUGACAUUGUCCCCUGCUCGCCCCCAAGUUCUUGUAUCGCUUCGAAAGAUUUCGCCACACUUUCCUUGGAUAAUGAUGACGAAGAUGAAGAUUGGACUCGAGAUGAAGAGAACGACAAUAUGGAAGCCGGAAAUCAGCUCUCACCUCCAAAUGGUAUGACUGGUCGUCGGGUCAGUCCAAUAACCCGAGAAGCCCUGGCAGAUGUUACCCACAGUGGUUCCACAAACGGUAAUCAUUAUGCUGAACGACCCAAGAGCAAUUUGUUUGAUUGGUCUGAACCAUCUUCAUCGGAGAAAGAUCUGCUUGGCAGUUCCGCUCGACCUAGGACAGCACAUGUGAAACACCUUGCUCUCAAUGGACGAGGUGGGCGAACUGUUGGACGAAAAGGCCCCACCCCACUGCAUAUCAGGAGUCAAAGUGUUCCUGUAGUUCCCGAUCUCAAUAAUCAGCGCGAGCACACAAAAUUGACACCAAAAUUUGGUACCUGGGGUCUAGGCGCGAAAGGGGUAAGCGAAGACUGGGAUAAUGAUUUCGACUUCGAAACCAACGAUGAGGGUGGCUUUGAGGAUGGCGAUGCGCACAUUGAAAACAGUGUGAUGUUCGUUCCUCCAGCAAUUCAAGCAAGCCAAGCAAAUGUCGUCGGCCAUGUUGGGCAGAUUCGAGAAGUGUGCCUACUCGUCGAAGAUCUCAAGAGGUUGCGUCUUUUGGCUCGAGAGAAAGGCUUGAUAAAUGGACCGUCAGCACAAUUGUGGAAGGAAGCCGAAGGCAUUAUUGCUCUAGCUGUUCCUGAUGAGGAGGAUCCAACUUUAUCACCUCCUCAUUCUCCGAUGUCUAUUCCCGUCGAUCAGGGCUUGAGCGAUAAGUUUAUUGAUCGUGGCCCUGAUGCAGAGGAUGUCGCUAUGCCAGAUGUGCCAAUGGAGGUCUUGAACCGUUUUGGCAAACCUUCGGGGUAUGUCUACGAUGGCAGUACUGUUCGACGACGUUCGGUGUUUUCGCCUGAAGAUGACAUCUUUGGAGUCGGAGCUGUCGUACAUAACCCUCCCAUCAGAGAUAGCCUGCGUCCUCCAUUGAAUCCUGCUCGUUCCUCGAGUGCGAAGACCGCAGCUGAAGUUGCUCGAACAGUCAUGGAAACCAUGCAUCAACACCGCUCUACUUCGGAUCCUUGGCUAUCAGAUAUGGUUGAGCAAUCUUCAAACAAAAUGCCAUUUGACACAACCAGUCUACGUGAUCUAGUCCAUCGUGCCUCUGUUUUGAGUCGAAAACUGGCCGAUAUCAUUCGUGAAACCGAUGGUACCAUUCAAAGUCCAGUGUGUACACCCCACCGCGAAUCAAGUCCGGCCUUCACUCGAGUAUUCACCGAUCCAAUGUCAUCUCCUCCUCCAAAACACCUCCCCCGAAGUCAUAGCAACAACUCUAUGCUCAAUGGCUCAAUAAAUUCUUCACCAACAAGAAGUUUGGGUCAACGAAUGCAUAUGAUGACUGUUGUUUGA